Messenger RNA from Sorex araneus (European shrew), 4762 nucleotides. Its product is annotated as ubiquitin carboxyl-terminal hydrolase 10-like. Gene Ontology annotation, biological process: protein deubiquitination; DNA damage response, signal transduction by p53 class mediator; regulation of autophagy. The record is from RefSeq and is a predicted model, not a curated record. Gene Ontology annotation, cellular component: cytosol; nucleus; early endosome. NCBI's taxonomy places the organism in Eukaryota, Metazoa, Chordata, Mammalia, Eulipotyphla, Soricidae. Gene Ontology annotation, molecular function: cysteine-type endopeptidase activity; cysteine-type deubiquitinase activity. The transcript has 5 exons. Bases 328 to 2754 code for a protein of 808 amino acids.
GACGUGAUGCUGGAGAACUACAGCCAUCUGUUCUCCAUUGGUUAUAAAAUUCCCAAACCAGAGAUCAUCUGCAUAUUGGAGCAAGAAGAGGAAUCAUGGAUGCUGGAGGGCGACAUUCCUCAUCAGAACUAUCCAAGAUCCAGUGACAUCUGAGAAUGUGACUGUGGACUUAUCCAGGAAGAGUGGUGGCAGCUGAAUCCUCCAUGAAAGACGCUGCAUGGGAAUGUGACGCUGGAAAUUUCUAGCCAUCUGGUCUCUCUAGGCCUAACUGGCUCCCUCUGCUGCCUGACUUCUUCCUGUUCUUGUGAAAUUUCGACAAGUGUGGAGAUGCAGGUGACAAAGAGCGAGCAACAGGAAAAGCAGCAGGAACAACCAGAGGAGCAACAGGGCUCACUAAACGGGGCAACCAUGGCCCUCCCCAAGCUUUGUUUUGGAGAUUUUACUCCUGAUGAAUAUGAUCAGUUCUUCACGAUUCAUUCUUCUUCAGUUGAACUUCCUCCAUUAAAUAUGAUGUACCUGGGUGAUUCACAGGCUGUGGAGCCUGAUGGACCAGAGCACCCAGAAGACCAGAUAACCGAGUUUGGUGUUAAUGAAGUCACAGACCAUAGUGACACUCCGCCAAGAAGCCCUGACUACAGUGUUUCAAGCACAUUGACUCCUCAGGAGUCUGAACUUAUUCAAAGUUGCACAACUUCCAGAACAACCCCUGAGAACAUGGACAAAGAAAUCACCUCUAGCCCCACAGACUGCCAGGAGACCAUUGCCACCCUGUCUGUGGAAAGCCCCUCCAAUGCAGAGGCUGAGUGCCUGGAGAGCCAGGGCACUGGGGCCAGGCAGAAGAAGCGGAAGAAGAAGAAACGCCCCCCUAGCUAUUAUAGUUGCUUGAAAGAUGGCGGAGAUGACACUACUUCAUCCAAAGCACCGGCCGACCCAGCUGCUGUGUGCAGUGUAGGCCCUGAGGAUGCCAAGGUGGCAGAGGACUUUCCUCCAUCACCAUCCCCCAGCACUAGUGGGAGUCCUCAGGAAUCCACUGACCUUGUCAGCGAUGCUGUGCCUGGUGGUUCUUUGCCUGAAGGGCAACCUAAGAGCAUUCCCAGAACUGACUUUGAACAAGCUUGCCACUCUACAAAGGCAGGCAAGAACAGGGAUAACUUGCUGACAACACCUGAGACUCAGCCUCCUGCUGAGUCUGAUACUACUGAGAAGCUUGUAGUUGAUAAAGAACAAAUAUGUGAAUCCUUGGGAGAAGGCUCAGCUGCCAAAAGCAUGGAGUUCCACACUGUGAAGAGCAUAGACUUGGACCCUGCAAGUGCCAAGGGCACCCCCAUUCCUGCUGAUGUGCAGAAACCUGCCGUGGGCGCUGUGCCUCUUAGUCAGCCCACUAAGUUGUGGGCCAGUCUCUUUUAUGAUACCAAGCCCUCUUCCUCCUUGCCUGUGGCCUCUAAGCACUCCUCUUCUGCCGCAUCUUCCAUUGUCUCAAAAGAGCAAGCGGAAGUCAAGGAAGGGAUGGUUCCACUCUCAGAAGAUUCUGUCGCUCUAGAGAUUGCAGAGCUACUGGAGAAUGUGACCCUGGUGCACACGCCGGUGUCCCUGCAGCCACGUGGGUUAAUCAAUAAGGGGAACUGGAGCUACAUUAAUGCCACACUGCAAGCAAUAGUUGCCUGCCCUCCUAUGUACCACCUAAUGAAGUUCAUCCCUCUCUACUCAAAAGUUCAACGGCCUUACUCAUCAACACCCAUGAUUGAUGGCUUUGUCCAGCUGAUGAACGAGUUCACAAGUAUGCCAAUACCUUCAAAUUCCAGAGAAACUCUCGGGAAUAGGUUCAUAAGAGAAAUCCACCCCGGUAUUGCCUUUGAGCCCACCUAUAUCUAUCACCUCUUCACUGUGAUUAAGGCCAACCCAUCCAAACUGGGACGGCAAGAAGAUACAGAGGAGUGCUUGGACUUCAUCCUGAAUGGACUUCAUGAAGAAAUGUUGGCCCUGAAGAAAUUGCUCUCACCAGACAGUGAAAAACUCAUUCUUUCCAAUGGACCCAAAGGCCUCUCUGUAAACCAAGAAAACCCGGAGGUGCCAAAUGAGGGCAGUGAUGAUGAGUGGGAACAAGUGGGCCCCAGAAACAAGAGGUCUGUGAAAUGGCUUACAGACUUUGUGCAAACUCCAAUCACUAGCAUUUUUGGGGGCCACCUCAGGUCGGUGGUUUACCAGCAGAGCUUCAAAGAUUCAGCCACACUGCAGCUGUUCUUCACGCUGCAGCUGGACAUCCAGUCUGAUAAGAUCCACACUGUCCAGGAUGCCCUGGAAAGUCUUGCGGCAAGGGAGUACACCCAAGGCUACAGCACCAAAACCAAACAGGAGGUGGAGAUCAGCCGGAAGGUGACUCUGGAGAAGCUGCCACCUGUCCUGGUGUUACACCUGAAGCGAUUUGUGUAUAAGAAGACCGGGGAGUGUCAGAAGAUCCUCAAGAAUAUCUACUACCCCAUUUACUUGGAGAUCAGCAAAGAACUGCUUUCUCCAGGGGCUAAACAUAAGAACUCUAAAAGCCACCGAACCUACAAGCUCUUUGCAGUCAUAUACCACCACGGAAGCAGUGCCACCGGCAUCCAUUAUACCACUGACAUCUUCCAGAUGGGCCUCAACAACUGGCUGCAUAUCGAUGACCAGAGGGUCCAGGUGGUAAACCAGUGCCAGGUGGUGAAGCCUGUUACAGGCCGCACAGCCUAUCUCCUGUACUAUCAACGUGUAGACCUCCUGUAGCUGGGCUGCAACCUCCCCCCCCUUCUACCCUCCACGCUCCCCACCCCCUCGUGCAACUCCUCUAUUUUUCACAGAAUUAGGCUAGAAAGAGCAGGAGACAGAUAUCCUGGGAUCUGGGGGCCACACCGUUUGUGUUAACUUCCAAAUCCAAAACACUUAAUUGAAGUAGACAGUUGCUUGAUCUAAAAAGAUACACCAAAAUCUCUCUUUCUGUAAUAAUAAUAAUUUCUGAGUAAGAAGUGGAACUUUUGUUGCAUUCCCAGGAUAAUUACUAUAAAGAUAUUCCUGCACCAGUAACACCUGUAAAUUUGUGAAAAUGAGUGUUGUCCUUCCUGAAAAGUAAGUUUUAAUUCAUCACCAUAUUUCCCCACCCUUUGUUUUUUGAUACAUCAUAAAUACUGAACCACUUAUCAGAGAAUAGUUCUUCGAAAGAAAUAAGGAGGGGGGUAGAAAGGUAGUACCGCAGGUAGGGCGCUUGCCUUAUAUUCAUCUGACCUGGGUUCUAUCCCCAGAACCCCAUAUGGUCUGCUAACCUGCCAGGAUUGACCCCUAAGAGCAGAGCCAGGAGUAAGCUCUGGUGGUUUUUGAAGCACCACCAGGUGUAAUACAAAAAACAAAAAAGGGGGAUUGGAAUGAUAUUACAGUGAGUAGGUAUUUGUCUUGCAUGCAGACGACGGGGUUUGAUCCCUGGCACAUAAUAUGCCCCACCCCCGAGUGUUGCCAGGAUAAAGUCCUGAAUUCAGAGGUAGGAUUAACCCUUAAACAUCGCUGGGUAUCCAUGCCCCCCAAAAGAGAAAAAGGAGGAAAAAAGAACUUGCUGAUUUCUAAUGGAAAACCAGCUGUUAAUAAUUGUGCUCAUAAAAGUUGCCCAUCAGAUACCUGGAGUUCCCAUAUUUGUCUUAUAGAUGUGAUCGUAACUUUAUUGCCAUUAGAAGAUUUCAGAUUGAAAACAAGUACUUCACUGUCUCAAGUUUUAAUAUAGCUUCAUAUUCAAGCUUGAAAUCAGAUAUUAUCAGUCCUCAAAUUUUUUUUACUUCAGAAUUUUGUGGUAUAUUCUUGCUCCUUUGAAUUUCUAUAUAUAUUUUAGAAUGUGAUUUCUCCCCUCAAAAAAGAUAGCUGAAAGUACAUUCAUUCAUCAGCUGGAGGAAGUUGAUACAUUUGCAGUAUUUAGUAUUCCAAUUGAUGCUAUGUGCUAUUUUGGUUUUUUUAGUCUUUUAGUAAUGUUUUUAGAAUUUUCUUUCCAGAGGAAUGGCACAUAUUUUCUUAAAUGUAUUCCUAGUUGUGUUUUUACAUUUAUGGAUGCUAGUGUAAGUAGCAUCAUCAUCUUAAAUAUUCAUUUCUAAUGGUUGUUGCUGAUAUAUCAUUGUUAUGUAUAUAGAUUUGUAUAUUUACAUUGGAGGGGCUCUCAAGCAGUUCUCAGGAGUUCCAGGAACCCCACCAGUGAUCUCAGUCAACCAAUUGAACUGUCAGUUCAGUGUAAAGCCCGAGGAUGUGAUGUUGCUCCAGCCCUGUGGUGCUGGGGACACCUAGUCCACUGGGGCCUCCAGGGUGGUACCCAGUGAUGCUUGGAGGACCAUGUGAUACCAGAAAUCGAACUCUGGUCAGGAGCAUGUUAGGCAUGAACCCUAACCAUGUACUAUCUUUCAGCUCCUAUGUUGGCAUUUUAUUAGCAGUCUUGUUAAAUACACUUAAAUAUUCUAAUAGAUACAUUUAAAUAUAUUUGCAUUCAUAAAAAUGUGACCUAAAAUUAGGAUAAUUUCAUUUAUUCUUUCUUGUCUCUUGUAUUUUUACUCUUUUCUUGCAUUGGCUAGGAUCUUCAAUUCAAUAUUGAAUGGGAAUUGCCUAGUGAUGGAAGAUAUUCUUUUCUUGUGUUCAUCUCAGGAAAACCUUUUACUCAUUCAAAAUUGACUAUUGUGUUUGCUAUAUAGGUUUUGUGUUACUGCCCUUUACAGAUAAGGCAAUUUUUAUGUGUCUAUCUUGUUACUUUUUAAUAAAAGUGGAAGUAUUA